This is a messenger RNA of Salvia hispanica, 1206 nucleotides long. NCBI's taxonomy places the organism in Eukaryota, Viridiplantae, Streptophyta, Magnoliopsida, Lamiales, Lamiaceae. The record is from RefSeq and is a predicted model, not a curated record.
AUUCAUUCCAUUUGAAACUGCUUCAGUUUUCCCCCAAAUCGGAGGGGUUUUUGAGCUUGACUUCAAUUGGACUUCCAAAAUCCGAAUACUCAAAGAUUAAACGGUUAAAAUCACUCGGCAAAAAUGUAUAUGGAUGAUGAGUACGAGCAGGGCGACAACGGCGAGGAGCAUGGCUACAACAAUGGCGAGGACUACGACGACGGCGAGGGAGACGGCGAGGAGGAUAUCACGCAGGAGGAUGCCUGGGCGGUGAUCAGCGCUUACUUUGAGGAGAAAGGUCUGGUGCGGCAGCAGCUCGACUCAUUCGAUGAGUUUAUCCAGAACACGAUGCAGGAGAUUGUCGACGAGUCGGCCGAUAUCGAGAUCCGUCCCGAGUCGCAGCACAAUCCCGGACACCAGCCGGACUUCGCUGAGACUAUAUACAAGAUCAGUUUUGGUCAGAUUUACCUCAGUAAACCGAUGAUGACGGAAUCUGAUGGAGAAACAGCUACCUUGUUUCCCAAGGCUGCAAGGCUUAGGAAUUUGACGUAUUCAGCCCCAUUGUAUGUUGAUGUGACCAAGAAAGUCAUAAAGAAAGGUCAUGAUGGGGAGGAAGUUACUGAGACUCAGGAUUUCACAAAAGUCUUUAUUGGGAAGGUUCCUAUAAUGCUGAGGUCAAGUUAUUGCACAUUAUAUCAGAAUUCUGAGAAAGAUUUGACAGAACUUGGGGAGUGCCCAUAUGACCAAGGUGGUUAUUUCAUCAUCAACGGCAGUGAAAAGGUGUUGAUUGCUCAGGAGAAGAUGAGCACUAAUCACGUCUAUGUAUUUAAAAAGAGGCAACCAAACAAGUAUGCCUAUGUGGCUGAAGUUAGGUCCAUGGCGGAGACACAAAACAGGCCACCCAGUACCAUGUUUGUCCGCAUGCUUUCUCGAACUAGUGCCAAAGGGGGCUCAUCUGGCCAGUAUAUACGUGCUACCCUCCCAUACAUACGCACUGAGAUCCCUAUCAUUAUUGUGUUUCGAGCACUAGGAUUUGUUGCCGACAAAGAUAUAUUAGAGCAUAUCUGCUACAAUUUUCAAGAUACUCAAAUGAUGGAACUGCUUCGGCCUUCCUUAGAAGAAGCAUUUGUUAUCCAGAACCAACAGGUACUCUUCAUGCAUUGUUGCAUCAGCUGCUCUUCUCUGCAUCUAGUCUACGUGGGUGCUUCAUAUCUGGUCGUUGUAUAG